AUGUCCGGACAGAAGCCGUCCCUGCGGAGCGGCUCCCCUCAGAGCCGCUUCCAGGUGGACGUGGUGACGGAGGCGGCGUCCCAGGCCCCCGCGCCCGGCUCCACCGACGGAACCAGGCCUCCCGAGGAGCCCAGGGGCCGGUUCCGGUCGGUGGGCUUCAUGGACUCCACGGCCACGGACAUCGGGAUGCCGCCCGACGUCUCCCACGAGCCGGACACCGCCAAAAGCGACUCCGUCAGCCUCCACUCCACCGGCACCACGCACACGCACAUCUCCGACUCGCACUCCAACACCUACUACAUGCGGACCUUCGGCCACAACACCAUCGACGCCGUCCCGAACAUCGACUUCUACCGGCAGACCGCCGCGCCGUUCGGGGAGAAGCUGACCCGGCCGUCCCUGUCCGAGCUGCACGACGAGCUGGACAAAGAGCCCUUUGAGGAGGGGCUGGCCAAUGGCGAGGAGCCGUCGGCGGCCGAGGAGGCGGCGGCCCUGAUGGCCAAGGAGGCCAAAGGCGGAUCGGUCAAGUUUGGCUGGGUCAAAGGCGUCCUGGUUCGCUGUAUGCUGAACAUCUGGGGCGUGAUGCUCUUCAUCCGGAUGUCCUGGAUUGUCGGACAGGCUGGAAUCGGUCUGACCAUCGCCAUCAUUCUGAUGGCCACGGUGGUCACCACCAUCACGGGCCUGUCCACUUCGGCCAUAGCUACAAACGGCUUCGUACGAGGAGGUGGGGCAUACUACCUGAUCUCCAGAAGCCUGGGCCCAGAGUUUGGGGGCUCCAUUGGUCUCAUCUUUGCCUUUGCUAAUGCUGUGGCUGUGGCCAUGUACGUGGUGGGCUUCGCUGAGACCGUGGUGGAAAUGCUCAACGACGUGGAUGCUCUGAUGACGGACGAGCUCAACGACAUCCGAAUCGUCGGGACUCUGACCGUCAUCCUGCUGCUGGGAAUCUCUGUUGCUGGGAUGGAGUGGGAGGCCAAAGCUCAGAUUGUCCUCCUGGUAAUUCUGCUGGCUGCCAUCGCCAACUACUUCAUAGGAAGCUUCAUGCCAACAGAAGACAAAGAGCCCAAAGGAGUCUUUGCUUACAACACGGCUAUCCUCAUAGAAAACUUUGGUCCAGACUUCAGAGAGGAGGAGACCUUCUUCUCGGUGUUUGCCAUCUUCUUUCCGGCGGCCACUGGGAUCCUGGCUGGAGCCAACAUCUCCGGUGACCUCACAGACCCCCAGUCUGCGAUCCCCAAAGGGACCCUGCUGGCCAUCCUCAUCACAGGCUUGACCUACGUGGGCGUGGCCAUCUCAGCAGGCUCCUGCAUCGUGCGGGACGCCACCGGCGACCACAACGACACGGUCAGCGACACGGUCAACUGCACGGACGCGGCGUGCACGCUGGGCUACGACUUCUCCAUCUGCAAGGAGGGAGGCUGCCAGUACGGCCUGAUGAACAACUUCCAGGUGAUGAGCCUGGUGUCGGCCUUCGGCCCGCUGAUCACCGCCGGGAUUUUCUCCGCCACUCUGUCCUCGGCCCUCGCCUCGCUGGUCAGCGCCCCCAAAGUCUUCCAGGCUCUCUGUAAGGACAACAUCUACCCCGGGCUGGCCGUGUUUGCCAAGGGCUACGGAAAGAACAACGAGCCCCUCCGCGGCUACGUCCUGACCUUCUGCAUCGGCCUGGCCUUCAUCCUCAUCGCCGAGCUGAACAUCAUCGCUCCCAUCAUCUCCAACUUCUUCCUGGCUUCCUACGCGCUCAUCAACUUCUCCGUCCACCGCCGGCCCAAUUACAAGGAGCUGUCCCAGGACUACGCCCGCUGCCAGCGCUGGCUCAGCAAAAAACGCAUCAAGGCUUUUUACGCCGCCGUGUUCGCUGACAACCAGAGACAAGGAGCCCAGCUGCUCCUCCAGGCUGUUGGCCUGGGCCGCCUGAAGCCGAAUACUCUGGUGAUGGGUUUCAAAAACAACUGGAGCGACGGGGACAUGAGGGAUGUGGAGAAUUACAUCAACACCAUCCAUGACGCCUUUGACCUGCAGUUUGGAGUCGUGAUCCUCCGACUCCAGGACGGACUGGACGUCUCUCACAUCCAAGGACCAGACGAGCUGCUGUCGUCCCAGGAAAAGCCUCCGGUGGGCAGCAAAGACGUGUUGAUAUCCGUCGGUCCGGCAAAAGACCCGGACUCCGACUCCUGCCCCUCCAAAACCACCAGCAGCCAGAGCAGCCCGCUCAUCAUCCGAGCCGCAGAAACCAAAUCCCCGCUGAGCCUGGCUGACCAGCGCCUGCUGGACACCAGCCAGCAGUUCAAGAAGAAGCAGGGCAAGGGCACCAUCGACGUGUGGUGGCUGUUCGACGACGGAGAGACGUGCCGCCGCUGCUGCUGGUCCGCGGGAACCACCAGAGCGUGCUCACCUUCUACUCCUGAGGGCCCCGGCCCCCUGACCCCCAACGGCCACGUGCACGCCGGCGCUCGGACCGCGCCGGACCCCAACCCUCAGGAGUGUCCAGGCUCCCCCCGCUGGGAGGACCCGGGGGGGCUGGUUUCUGUGGAGCCUCAGUAA
Messenger RNA from Menidia menidia (Atlantic silverside), 2538 nucleotides. The record is from the annotation of a GenBank genome assembly. Lineage: Eukaryota; Metazoa; Chordata; Actinopteri; Atheriniformes; Atherinopsidae.